CAGCACCAGCAUCCCCACUCGGCUGAAAUAGCCACUGGAGAAGGAGGGGAAGGAGAGGGGUAGGAGAGGAAGACACAGGGGAGGAAGAGAGAGCUAAAAGCGGAGACUUAUAGCCCAUUGUGCUGCGCCAGCGGCAGGGUAGAAAAGUGGGGAAAGACCCACCCCCUUGGGAGAGAAUUCGGAGACAAAGGAAGCUUCAUGUUCAAAGGGUCAGUAGAGAGCAAAAACGAAGCAGCCAUGUCUGAGCUGGUCCCAGAGCCACGACAAAAACCAGUCGUACCAAUGAAACCCAUGGGCAUUAAUGCCAACCUGCUGGGCUACAUUGGUAUUGACACCAUCAUUGAGCAGAUGCGCAAGAAAACCAUGAAGACAGGAUUCGACUUCAACAUCAUGGUUGUAGGUCAGAGCGGACUUGGAAAAUCAACUUUGGUGAACACCCUCUUCAAAUCCCAGGUGAGCCGCAAAUCUUCAGGCUGGAAUCGGGAGGAGAAGAUUCCCAAGACAGUGGAGAUCAAAGCCAUCGGCCAUGUCAUUGAAGAAGGUGGUGUCAAAAUGAAGCUGACAGUGAUUGACACACCAGGAUUUGGGGACCAGAUCAACAAUGAGAACUGCUGGGAGCCUAUUGAGAAAUACAUCAAUGAGCAAUAUGAAAAAUUUUUGAAAGAGGAGGUGAAUAUUGCAAGGAAGAAACGAAUUCCAGAUACGCGAGUGCACUGCUGCCUCUACUUCAUCUCCCCCACGGGCCACUCCUUGCGGCCCUUGGACCUGGAGUUCAUGAAACAUCUCAGCAAGGUAGUGAACAUCAUCCCGGUUAUUGCCAAGGCUGACACCAUGACCUUGGAGGAGAAGACUGAAUUCAAACAAAGAGUGCGCAAAGAGCUAGAAGUAAAUGGAAUUGAGUUUUAUCCCCAGAAAGAAUUCGAUGAGGACUUGGAGGAUAAAACAGAGAACGACAAAAUCAGGCAGGAAAGCAUGCCCUUUGCCGUAGUGGGCAGUGACAAGGAGUACCAAGUGAAUGGCAAAAGAGUCCUGGGCAGGAAAACACCUUGGGGAAUCAUUGAAGUGGAAAACCUCACUCACUGUGAAUUUGCCCUACUUCGAGAUUUUGUCAUCAGGACCCACCUUCAGGACCUAAAAGAAGUGACCCACAAUAUCCACUAUGAGACCUACAGGGCCAAGCGGCUGAAUGACAACGGAGGGCUGCCCCCCAUGACUGUCGAGACAGAGGAAAACCACGAAAGUAACCUGUGAAUCACACUCCACCCCAGCUCCCUGCUGUCACCCGGUGUCUCU
Messenger RNA from Apaloderma vittatum (bar-tailed trogon), 1293 nucleotides. RefSeq names its product septin 3 (gene SEPTIN3). The transcript has 10 exons. Gene Ontology annotation, biological process: cytoskeleton-dependent cytokinesis. Gene Ontology annotation, molecular function: molecular adaptor activity; GTP binding; GTPase activity. The coding region runs from base 199 to 1251 and encodes 350 amino acids. NCBI's taxonomy places the organism in Eukaryota, Metazoa, Chordata, Aves, Trogoniformes, Trogonidae. Gene Ontology annotation, cellular component: septin complex; microtubule cytoskeleton; cell division site. The record is from RefSeq and is a predicted model, not a curated record.